AUGAUCAUAUGGAUGCUAUGGAAGAAUAGGAACGACGCUGUCUGGAAUGGGGCUCGGGUGCCGCAGGAGCUGGUGGUCAGAACAGAGGGUUGGUUGCAGGAGUACCAGAAGUGGCAUAAAUCUGGUACGGAAAAAUCCAUUAAUCCCCCGCAGAUAUGGCGGAGAGCUGAAGUUGACUGGGUCAAGUCUCAGAUCAGUUCCCUCUCCAAACUCAUCUCCCUUGAUCUUUCUAACAAUUGGCUCAGCGGUUCAAUCCCAACAUCCCUAGGUCAGCUUACAAACCUUUCCACUCUCUAUCUCUUCCGUAAUAAUCUUUCUGGCACUAUUCCUAAAGAGAUAGAGAAUUUGAAAUAUCUUGUGGACCUAGAAUUGUCUAAUAACCAGCUCAUCGGUUCAAUCCCAACAUCUCUAGGUCAGCUCACAAACCUUUCCACUCUUUAUCUCAGUAGUAAUAAUCUUUCUGGCACUAUUCCUAAAGAGAUAGGGAAUUUGAAAUCUCUUGUGGAUCUAAAAUUGUCUUAUAACCAGCUCAUCGGUUCAAUCCCAACAUCCCUAGGUCAGCUCACAAACCUUUCCACUCUCUAUCUCUAUAGUAAUAAUCUUUCUGGCACUACUCCUAAAGAGAUAGGGAAUUUGAAAUCUCUUGUGCACCUAGCAUUGUUUGAGAAUCAGCUCAGCGGUUCAAUCCCAACAUCCCUAGGUCAGCUCACAAACCUUUCCACUCUCUACCUCAAUCAUAAUAAUCUUUUUAGCACUACUCCUAAAGAGAUAGGGAAUUUGUAA
Messenger RNA from Pyrus x bretschneideri (Chinese white pear), 783 nucleotides. Its product is annotated as probable leucine-rich repeat receptor-like protein kinase At1g35710. NCBI's taxonomy places the organism in Eukaryota, Viridiplantae, Streptophyta, Magnoliopsida, Rosales, Rosaceae. The record is from RefSeq and is a predicted model, not a curated record. The transcript has 2 exons. The coding region runs from base 1 to 783 and encodes 260 amino acids. Gene Ontology annotation, molecular function: protein binding.